AGUCAUGCUACAUGAAAUGUUUGUGACCAAAUAUGAUUUCGUCUCAAUAUUCUCUUUACCAGUCUCAGAAAAUCCUAAAAAGCUUCCCCAAACAAAGAAAAAUCUUACUAAUGUAACAAGAAACUCUAUCUCUCUCUCUCUCUCUCUCUCCCUCAGGAAAAAGUUUUGAGUGAGAGAGUUGGGAAUGGCAAAAACAGGAGUGAUAUUGUUAGAGUCUGAAACACCAUUAACAACAACAACAACAACAAAGACAACAACAGCAGCAACAAUAGCUGAAUUGAAGAAAGAAUUGCAGAGGUUAGUCAAGUCCAUAAUCGACGACAACGACGAUUACACCAUCGAAGCCACCGAUCGAGCCAUACGAACCUUGUUGUCUCUCAAGAAUUUCAACUUCAAACCCACUUCUCUACAGCCUUCCCUUUCCCUCUCACUUUCGGUUGGACUCGAUGAAUCCACGAGUUCCAUUCCCGAUGAAUUUCGGUGCCCUAUUUCCAAAGAACUCAUGCGAGACCCCGUUGUCUUGUCCACCGGACAGACUUAUGAUCGAUCAUUUAUACGAAAGUGGCUGAAAGAUGGUCACCGGACAUGCCCUCAGACCCAACAAGUCCUCUCCCAUACAGUCCUCACCCCCAAUCACUUGGUCCGAGAAAUGAUUUCACAAUGGUGCAAGGGGCGUGGCAUGGAGCUACCAAGUCCUGUUGAAGAUAUUGACGAUGAAGGAAUGACUGAAGCAGACCGUGGCCACUUGAAUUCACUUCUUGAAAAGAUGUCAUCUUCUCUUUCUGAUCAGAAAGAGGCUGCAAAAAAGCUUCGACUUCUGACAAAGCGAACGCCAUCAUUCCGAGCUCUUUUUGGCGAAUGUACCGAUGCCAUUCCCCAAUUACUGAAUCCACUCUCUCCAGGAAGGGCUGAUAACCAUCCUGAUCUCCAAGAGGAUUUGAUCACAACGGUUUUGAAUCUCUCAAUACACGACAAUAACAAGAAGCUAGUUGUAGAGAAUCCGCUGGUCAUCCCUUUGCUUAUCGAGUCGUUGAAAUCUGGAACCAUUGAAACUAGAAGCAGCGCUGCUGCCACUCUCUUCACAUUAUCGGCUCUUGAUUCAAGCAAACACAUUAUUGGGAAGUCGGGUGCUCUCAGACCUUUAAUUGAGCUUUUAGAUGAAGGGCAUAUGUUAGCCAUGAAAGACGCUGCUUCAGCAAUUUUCAAUUUAUGCCUCAUCCCUGAGAAUAAGGGAAGAGCAGUUCGUGAAGGAGCCAUCAGCAUGAUUUUGAAGAAGAUAUUGGAGGGCGUACUUGUUGACGAGUUGUUGGCCAUUCUGGCAAUUCUUUCGACCCAUCAAAACGCUGUUGAGGAGAUGUGCGAGCUCAGUGCAAUGCCUUGUUUGUUUCGUAUUAUAAGAGAGAGUACUUGUGAACGAAACAAGGAAAAUUGCAUUGCAAUAGUAUAUACGAUAUGUAUGAGUGAUCGGUCAAAGCUGAGGGAGAUCAGGGAAGAAGAGAAUGCCAAUGGGACUAUAUCUGGGCUUGCGGAAAGAGGAACUUCAAGGGCAAAGAGGAAGGCAAAUGGCAUCCUAGAUAAGCUUAAUAAAACUGCUCUAGUCAUACACACAGCUUGAUGAAAUAAACCCAAUCCCCCCAUCCAACACAAUCCUUUGUAAAUCCAUCGUACGCCCUUUGUGAAUAUGCCCUUUCUUUGACACUGUACAUAUCAACUUUCAAUUCGGUUACCGAUAAAUACAGAGAAAGAUCCACAUUUUCCUACACAA
Messenger RNA from Camellia sinensis, 1765 nucleotides. Its product is annotated as U-box domain-containing protein 9. The record is from RefSeq and is a predicted model, not a curated record. Gene Ontology annotation, molecular function: ubiquitin-protein transferase activity. NCBI's taxonomy places the organism in Eukaryota, Viridiplantae, Streptophyta, Magnoliopsida, Ericales, Theaceae. Gene Ontology annotation, biological process: protein ubiquitination.